CCCACCCCGCCGCCGUUCAGCACCGCGGGGCGGACAGCUCCGAGCCCCGCUCCGGCCGCCCCCGCGCUUCCCCGCGCCGCGAUGGAGGGAGACGGCGCAAAGAUGAACGCAGCUCGGCGAUCGGCCAUGCUGGCCUCGGAGGUGACCGCGCCUCCCACCGAGCCGGCCCUGAACGCCACCGAGACGCCCAGCAAGGAGAACGUCUUCUCCGACAUGAAGGACAAGUUCAUGAACAAGCUCAGCAAGCUGCCAAUCCCGCCCUGGGCCGUGGCCACCAUCCUGAUCCUGGCGGCUCUUCUGCUGCUCGGCUGCUGCGCCUGCGCCUGCAAGAAACGCGGGAAGGGGAAGAAGGGGAAGAAGGGGAAGGAGAAAGCGAAGGCUCAGAUCAACCUGAAGGAGGUGAAGGAGCUGGGCCAGAGCUACAUCGACAAGGUGCAGCCCGACAUUGAGGACCUGGACCCGGCGCUGCUGCCUGAGCCUACGGACGAGAAGCGCCAGGAGAAGCUGGGGAAGCUGCAGUACUCGCUGGACUACGACUUCCAAAACGGGCAGCUGUUGGUGGGCAUCAUCCAGGCAGCCGACCUGCCGGCGCUGGACAUCGGGGGCACGUCCGACCCCUACGUCAAAGUCUUCCUGCUCCCUGAGAAGAAGAAAAAACACGAGACCAAAGUGCAUCGGAAAACCCUGAACCCCACGUUCAACGAGACCUUCACCUUCAAGGUCCCCUACGCGGCGCUGGGCGGGCGGACGCUGCUCAUGGCCGUCUACGACUUCGACCGGUUCUCCAAGCACGACGCCAUCGGGGAGCUGCGGGUGCCCAUGAGCAGCCUGGACCUGGCCCAGCCCGUCGAGGCCUGGCGGGACCUGCAGCCUGCCGCGCGGGAGGAGCAGGAGAAGUUGGGGGACGUUUGCUUCUCCCUGCGCUACGUCCCCACGGCCGGGAAGCUCACGGUCAUUGUUCUGGAAGCCAAGAACCUGAAGAAGAUGGAUGUGGGGGGGCUGUCAGAUCCCUACGUGAAAAUCCACCUGAUGCAGGGCGGAAAGCGGCUGAAGAAGAAGAAAACGACCAUUAAGAAAAACACCCUGAACCCCUAUUAUAACGAGUCCUUCAGCUUCGAGGUUCCCUUUGAGCAGAUCCAGAAAGUCCAGGUUGUUCUCACCGUCCUGGAUUAUGACAAGCUGGGGAAGAACGAGGCCAUUGGGAAGGUCUUCGUGGGCUGCAACGCCACCGGCACGGAGCUGCGUCACUGGUCCGACAUGCUGGCCAAUCCCCGGCGCCCCAUCGCCCAGUGGCACACCCUGCAGACGGAAGAGGAGGUGGACGUGGUCGUUGGCAUGAAGACCUCCUGAUGCCCCCUCUUCACCCCCCAUCCUGGCCUAGCCGGUGGGCAGCCGUCCCCUCUCCCGUCCUGAGCGAGUGGGAACGUGUGGGUGAGGCGCCUCUGGAGAAUGCGUGUGUUGGGUUGCCUGUGAGCCUGUUUCCUCUUUCAGAGCUGUUCCUGGUGAAACAUCUUCGAGCAAACCUUCUGUUUCUGAUCCGCUGUGUGAACCGUGAGGUUUGCGUUGUGUCGAGAAGCUGGUGGGACGUCUACUAUAGGGUUACUAUAGGUUUACUAUGGAGUUACCAUGGGUUUACUAUGAGGUUACUGUGGGCUUACAAUAGGACUGCAGUAGAUUUACACAUCAUGUUGUGCUGCCACAUUUGAAAACUGGGUCUUGUGUGUAAACCUAUUGUAAAUCUGUUUACUAAUAGCUUACAACAGGUUUACUUUAGGGCUACUAUAGCUUUGCACAGGUGGAUGUCAUAGUAUGGUGACACACUUGAAAGCUAGGCCUCAUGUAAAUCUCUUGUAAAUCUGUAGCAGAGGCACCCUAAAGAUUUCCACCUUUGGAUCUCGCAAGUCUCCUGUACGAAACUAUUGUAGCUGUGUUUACUACGGGUUUACAAUAUACUGGCUGCUAUAGCACGGUGCCACCUUUGAAAAUUAAGCUUAAUGUGUAACCCUAUUGGAGAUUUGAUUCCUAUAUGUUUACAACAGAUUCACUCGAUGGUUACACUUAGCUUCACAUGCCAUAUUUUAAAACUGGGUUUCAUGUAUAAUCCUGUUGUAAAUCUAGUCAUAAUAGCUUGGCUACUGAUUGGCUCCAGGUUCACUUACAGCUUUACACAAUGUAUUUACUAUAGGCUUACAAGAUAUUUACUAUGGGUUUCACACAGGAAUACUUUGGGUUUACUACAGGUUCAUGACACGUUUACUGUAGAUUUGUUGCGGGCUUAUGAUAGGUCUAAUAUAGGGUUACAACAGGUUUACGGAGAGUUUACAACAGAUUUACUAUGACUUUACGUAUUACUGAACAUUAUUUACUGUAGUACAUUGUGACUACAUUUUGUUGUAGGCUUACAAUGGGUUUACAACAGGUUCACUAGAGACUUACAACAGGUUCACUAUGGCUUUACUAUUAAUUUACAAACAUGUUUAUUAUAGGUUUACAGCCAGUUUGCUAUUUGUUUACAAACAUGGGUUUACAACAAGUUCACUAUGGGUUGACAACAGGUUUCCUGUUGUUUUACAAACAUGUUUACUGUAGACCUACAACAGGUUUGCUAUAUGUUUACUAUAGGCUUACACUGAGUUUACUGUGGGUUUAGAACAGGUUCACUACGGCUGUACCAGAUGUUUACAACAAGUUUACUAUUGGUUUACAAACCUAUUUUCUAUAGUCUUACAACAAGUUUUCUAUAUGGCUACUACAGGCUAGCAGGGACUUUACCACGGGUUUACAACAGGUUCACUAUAGACGUACAUGUUUACGAUAGCUUUGCGACAGGUUCCCGGUGGGUUUACAACAGGGUCACUAUGGGUUCACAGCAGGUAUACUAUUGGUUUACAAACGUGUUUAUUAUAGGCUUACAACAGGUUUACAACAAGCGUCCACGAGGGCCAACAUUCAAAUACACAUGCCUUGCUCAUAUCGUCCCUCCUCUGGCUGCCUCGUGGUGCACAUUGGACAAUGGGUCCUCGGGCAUUUCAAUCUACUGCAAGCUUUACACAUGAGACCCACCCUCCAAAUGCAGGCCCCUUUCCUACGCAAGCCCCAAAAUAGGACCAUUCCUUUAAAGGCACCAGCAUCGAAGAGCUCAGCUCCUGCUGUCCCAGUGCCCGGUGGGAUUAUUACCUGGCUCGGUAUAAGCCACCUCCGUUGAUGUUUUGUUUUGGGUUGUUUUCUGCUCAGCUUGUGCCAAUGAAAUCAGGCCGAUCCGAGUCCCCACCUGGUUCCUGUUGUACCAAAUCUUGCUGCUGUUCAUUGAUACUCGCACUUGAUAGCUAAUUAACAUCCUUGAGUGGGGGGAGGGGACUUGGUAUGAUCACCCCUGGCUCUGGGAAAGUUAGAGCAGGGCGGGCUGGGAGCCAGGACUCCUGGGUUCUGUUCCCGGCUCUGGGAGGGGAGUGGGAUCUAGUGGUUAGAGCAGGUGGGAUCUGGAGUCAGGACUCCUGGGUCCUAUUCACCAUCUGUCUUCUGGCAAGCCACUUCCUCUUCAUACACCCCUAAAACCGGGCUAACACCCCAGUCUGAAGCCCUCAGACGCAAGACUGCAAAGUAUUAGUACAACGACCUCUUGGCUUUCACUGCCCAGACGUCUUCUGCUCGACCCCAGAGCCACCUUUCUCCUCGUGCCCCAUCUGGCUCCAUUUCAGUUCACAGGGAACUUGGCUCUGUUUCAUUACUAACAGCUUCCUCCAGCUAUUUAGUCUCCAAAGCUGAAUCUCUCAUUCCUGCCCUGUCCAGGGAUUUCUGUUCCCAGCAAAAUGAGCCAAGAAGAAGGACACCUCACCAGGCCAAGAACGGUCACGUGUAGGGGGCGGUGGCCAUUUUGUCUCUCGUAUUGACCAAGGUAGCAUGUUUGGUACUAUCCUCCGACUGUAGAAUUAGCACUCUUUGGGGACUAAAAAACGCCUUCCAUCCACCCUAUUUAAAUCUUAUCCCCUCUGUCUCCUCUCUCUGGUCCCAAAUUUUAGUGACGGGCAUGACUGUAGGCGUGAUUGUGUCGUAAUUCCAUUGGCCAAGUCCUUGUUAGCUGGAUAACUGUCCAUCACCUUCUCCCCACCCUCGACCCCCAGUCUCAACUUUUAGCCAUAAGCAAAGUGAAGGGCAAGAUGACCUCUGCUCAAGAUGGCCUUUGUCAAGAUGGACGGAAGCAUUAAAUUACUUCCACUGACCAGUCCCUUAUAUCUCUCCAUCUCUCUUUAUCUCCCGGCCCCAACUUCUAGCAAAAACCAGAGAGAUUAUCAAGAGGGUGGCCAUUUGAGAUGAUGACCACCAUUCAAGAUGGUGGCCACUCAAGAGGGGGGUGGCCAUUCAAGAGGGUGGCCAUUUGAGAUGAUGACCACCAUUCAAGAUGGUGGCCACUCAAGAGGGGGGUGGCCAUUCAAGAGGGUGGCCGUUUGAGAUGAUGACCACCAUUCAAGAUGAUGGCCACUCAAGAGGGGGGUGGCCAUUCAAGAGGGUGGCCAUUUGAGAUGAUGACCACCAUUCAAGAUGGUGGCCACUCAAGAGGGGGGUGGCCAUUCAAGAGGGUGGCCGUUUGAGAUGAUGACCACCAUUCAAGAUGGUGGCCACUCAAGAUAGGGGGUGGCCAUUCAAGAGGGUGGCCAUUUGAGAUGAUGACCACCAUUCAAGAUGGUGGCCACUCAAGAUGGGGGUGGUCAUUCAAGACGGUGGCCAUGCCACAUGAUGGUGAACUGUGAGGUAAUACUAGUCUCCCCAAUCUCCUUUCCACCCUAAGUCCCAACUUCUAGCAACAACCGGUGUGUAAAUGCCCGGUGCAAGAUGGCCUCUGCCAAGUGUUGAAGAGAUGCUGCGUCCUUGCCCCCUCCGGGAACCCCUUGUUCGUGGUUCAAGACAACCGCCCCACCUCCGUAACAAUGGGUGUGCCAAGAACUAGCUGGCCACCACCGUGCCGCGAUAGAUGUGCUGUAGGAUAAUGGCAGACAGGAUCGUGUACAGGCCAAAGAGGAGCGUUUGUGACCUAUGACGUGUGUGGAUUCUAGCCCCGCCCUCCCAUUUUGAGGAACCUCCCUGUCCCCGCCCCUUAGUGGUGCUGUCCUUUAUAAGCCGCACCCCUUUUGAACAGGUUUUCAUAUCGAUGUCUUUGACCGCGU
Mauremys mutica (yellowpond turtle) is the source of this 5162-nucleotide messenger RNA. It is a transcript of the gene SYT5, whose product is annotated as synaptotagmin 5. NCBI's taxonomy places the organism in Eukaryota, Metazoa, Chordata, Testudines, Geoemydidae. The record is from RefSeq and is a predicted model, not a curated record. Gene Ontology annotation, molecular function: syntaxin binding; calcium ion binding; phosphatidylserine binding. The transcript has 9 exons. Gene Ontology annotation, cellular component: synaptic vesicle membrane; axon; dense core granule. Bases 82 to 1350 code for a protein of 422 amino acids. Gene Ontology annotation, biological process: regulation of calcium ion-dependent exocytosis; calcium ion-regulated exocytosis of neurotransmitter; cellular response to calcium ion.